Chenopodium quinoa (quinoa) is the source of this 1857-nucleotide messenger RNA. RefSeq names its product protein MITOFERRINLIKE 1, chloroplastic-like. NCBI's taxonomy places the organism in Eukaryota, Viridiplantae, Streptophyta, Magnoliopsida, Caryophyllales, Amaranthaceae. The record is from RefSeq and is a predicted model, not a curated record. The transcript has a single exon. Gene Ontology annotation, molecular function: S-adenosyl-L-methionine transmembrane transporter activity. Gene Ontology annotation, cellular component: mitochondrial inner membrane. Bases 556 to 1824 code for a protein of 422 amino acids.
GUUGGGCAAAAGAAAGUUAUAUUUACUAUAGACUUGCUCUGUUGCCUUGGUGGAUUUCGGGUAUGUUGAGUGAUGAUUCUUUUGGGGUUUCCACCCCGUUGUAUCUCCAAUAUAAAAUAAUCUAGACAUACCCGAUUGUAUACAUUUCACAUAGAAGCAUAUGAUUUUUAACAAAGAGGAGAAUGAAAUUCCAAAUGUUAUUAUGUAUGGAGUUUAUCAAAAACUUUUUUGAAAACAGGGCAUAUUUAGUGUGAAGAUAAAAAAAAUCAGAACAUGUAACAGUAAUAAACAUAUGAUUUCUAUGUUCAAGAAAAAAAAAAAUGGUUCAACAUUUAUGAAAGGUUUAUUCUACACAUUUUAAUAUCCUGUUUUUUUUGGAUGAAAUACACAUUUUAAUAUCUUGUACCCACUUUUAAUACUUUAUUCUUAAUUGAUAUACUUUGUUGUUCUUUGUUAUCUUGAACAUAGUCUCACCACAAUCAUUCAUUUCCUAAAAGAAGAAGGCAAGAAGAAGUCCUUUUAUUUUUUUUUACUAUAAAAUUAUAUUGAGAAGGCAUGAAUCAUUAUGUUUUUUCCAAUAACUCUAAACAUGAUGUCUACAAAAACAGAAACACUCAAACAUACACAAACUCAAAAACAAGAAACUUAACCAUGGAAACUCUAAACUCUUCUUCCAAUUCAUCAAUGUCUAUUCUACCAUUACCUUGCAACUCAACCUCUGAUCUCCAUUUCAACACCCUUUUCUCCAACCUUAACACCAUCCUCAUCUCCCCGAAAACCCGAAAAUCCACCAACAAUGUCCCUUUCCCUCAUUUCCUCUGUACCUCCAUGUCCAUGCAACUCAAACUCCAACCACCAACACCAAAAAAACCACCAGCCACUUCUCAUAUAUCACUAAAAUCCUCCAUGAAUAGCCUAUCGGUUUUCGAACGUGCUUUCAUUGGCACGUUAGCAGGAGCAUCUGCUGGUGCAUUCACUUACUUCUGUCUACACCCACUAGACACCAUCAAAACAAAGCUUCAGACUAAAGGGGCUAGCCAAAUUUACAAAAAUACCCUCGACGCGAUCAUUAAGACCUUCCAAACUAAAGGAAUAUCAGGGUUUUACAGUGGCAUAUCUGCUGUAAUAGUUGGUUCAACAUUCUCAUCUGCUUUAUUAUUUGGAACUUGUGAGUUUAGUAAAUCAUUCUUGUCGAAAUUUGACGAAUUCCCCUCUUUGUUAGUCCCUCCUACAGCUAGUUUAAUGGGAAGUAUUGUGUCAUCUGCAAUAAUGGUACCUAAAGAGUUAAUAACCCAAAGAAUGCAAGCUGGUGCAAAGGGAAAAUCAUGGGAAAUAUUAGCCCAAAUUUUGAGAAAAGGCGGUGUAUUAGGUUUGUACACUGGUUACUCAGCUACAUUACUAAGAAAUUUACCUGCAGGGGUUCUGAGUUAUUCAUCUUUCGAGUGGCUUAAAAUCGCGGUACUUAGGAAGGGAAACAAGGAGAAGUUGACACCAUUGGAGAGUGUUUGUUGUGGGGCGUUAGCCGGGGCGAUUUCGGCCUCAUUGACAACACCAUUAGAUGUUGUAAAGACUAGGAUGAUGACACAAUUUCAAGGGGUGGUUUUUAAUGGUGGAAUUAGUGGAAUUGUCAAGCAAAUUUUGAUGGAAGAAGGUUGGGUUUGUUUAACAAGAGGAAUGGGUGCAAGAGUUGUUCAUAGUGCUUGUUUUUCUGCUAUUGGUUAUUUUGCAUUUGAAACUGCAAGACUUGCUAUUUUGGAUCAAUAUCUUAAGCAUAAAAAUCAAUCUAAGGAAAUAAUGGCUUUAGAACCUUCAUUAAAUGGGUAGUUUGCACAUUUUUUAUGUAUGAAAUUACUCUGU